AAAAAAAAAAAAAGUGUAUGGACAGACGCACAUAUAAAUAUGUUCCCAAUACCCAGUUGAAGGAUUUAGGGCAUUUCUCCGUGCUUUCCAUUGUUUUUCCUUCUGAUGCAAGAAAAACAGGACACAGUUGAAGACUCAGAAGAAGAACAAUAGAGAUUACGGAGUGGUUUUCGCUUUUCACAACUUCGAUUUCGCCGGCGAAUCCUUUAUCGGAAUCUUGAAUCUGCUCAGGAACGGCAUUUUCAAUGGCGCUGUCGGCUUCGGACCUGCCGGCGAUAUACUCGUUGCUGACGAACUCAAUGAGCGGCGACGAGAGCGUCCGUAAGCCCGCGGAGGCCGCGCUCGCUCAAUGCGAGGCCAGGCCUGGCUUCUGUUCUUGUCUCAUGGAAAUUAUAAGUGCCAAGGACUUGGCAUCUCAGGUGGAUGUUCGUUUGUUGGCGUCAGUGUGUUUUAAGAAUAGUAUCAAUCGCUAUUGGAGGAAUAGACGCGAUUCCUCGGGAAUUAGCAAUGAGGAGAAAGUACAUCUGAGACAUAAACUGUUGUCGCACUUGAGAGAAGAAAACUAUCAGAUAGCUUUAACUCUGGCUGUGCUCAUUUCAAAAAUUGCUCGAAUUGAUUAUCCCAAAGAAUGGCCAGACCUCUUUUCAGUUUUAGGACAACAACUUCAAUCAGCAGAUGUUCUUUCUUCCCACAGGAUCUUUUUGAUCCUCUUCCGGACCUUGAAAGAACUGUCCACUAAGCGUCUCCCAGCAGGCCAGCGGACCUUUGCAGAGAUAUCAUCCCAUUUAUUUGAUUAUAGCUGGCAGCUUUGGCAGUGUGAUGUGCAGACCAUAUUACACGGGUUCACCACAAUUACCCAGAAUUUUACCUCAAAUGCUCAGGAGCAACAGCAAGAGGAACUUUAUCUAAUCUGUGAGCGGUGGUUGUUAUGCUUAAAGAUCAUACGUCAGUUGGUAAUUUCUGGAUUUGCAAGCGAUAAAAAAAGUGUACAGGAGGUCAGACCAGUCAAGGAGGUCUCACCAGUGCUCCUGAACGCCAUUCAGUCAUUUCUUCCAUACUAUUCAUCAUUUCAAAAGGGACAUCCUAAAUUUUGGGAAUUCAUAAAGAGGGCGUGUAUUAAGCUGAUGAAGGUUUUAAUUGUAAUUCAAGAAACACAUCCUUUUUCAUUCAGCGAUAAAAGUGUGCUUCCAGUUGUCAUGCUUUUCUGUUUAAAUAAGAUAAAAGAUCCUGAGCCAGAUGUAAUAUCAUUUGAACCAUUUUUUAUUCAAUGUAUGGUAUUGGUGAAAUGUGUAUUGGAAUGUAAAGAAUACAAGCGAAGUCUCAUUGGUCGGGUAAUAGAAGAAAAUGGAGCUACACUGGAACAGAUGAAGAAAAACAUAUCCAAUGCUGUUAAUGGUGUCUUGACUUCGCUUUUGCCAAGUGAACGUAUAAUACACUUAUGCAAUGUAUUGAUAAGAAGGUAUUUUGUUUUGACUCCUAAUGAUUUGGAGGCGUGGUACCAGAAUCCUGAAUUGUUUCAUCAUGAGCAAGAUAUGGUUCAAUGGACAGAAAAAUUAAGGCCUUGUGCUGAGGCUUUGUAUAUUGUUUUGUUUCAUAACCACACUGAGCUUCUAGGUCCUGUUGUGGUUUCCAUCCUUCAAGAAGCAAUGAAUGGUUGCCCCACAUCAGUUACUGAACUCACUCCAGGGUUGCUUCUUAAAGAUGCUGCUUAUGGUGCUGCUGCAUACGUUUAUUAUGAGCUUUCAAAUUACCUGAGCUUUAAAGAUUGGUUUAAUGGUGCAUUAUCUCUUGAUCUCUCAAAUGAUCAUCCAAAUAUGCGGAUCAUCCAUCGGAAAGUUGCACUUAUACUGGGACAAUGGGUAUCUGAGAUUAAAGAUGACACAAAACGACCAGUGUACUGUGCUCUGAUAAAAUUGCUGCAGGACAAAGACCUAUCUGUCGGAUUGGCAGCCUGUCGGUCAUUGUGUCUGCAUAUUGAAGAUGCUAACUUUUCAGAGAAAGAAUUCACUGAUCUUCUUCCCAUAUGCUGGGAUUCAUGUUUUAAGUUGGUUGAGGAAGUUCAAGAGUUUGAUUCAAAGGUACAGAUUUUAAAUCUGGUCUCCAUUCUUAUUGAACACGUGACUGAAGUCCUUCCAUUUGCAAACAAAUUGGUGCCAUUUUUCCAGAAGGUUUGGGAGGAUUCUUUUGGUGAAAGCCUUCUUCAGAUUCAACUUCUUAUUGCUCUCAAGAACUUUGUUGUUGCAUUGGGCUAUCAGUCGCCUGUUUGCUAUGAUGUGCUACUGCCCAUUCUGCAAAAGGGAAUCGACAUCAAUAGCCCCGAUGAACUCAAUCUUUUGGAGGACAGCAUGCUGUUAUGGGAAGCUACGCUUUGUCAUGCUCCUUCGAUAGUGCCUCAACUGUAUGCAUACUUCCCUUGUCUAGUGGAAAUCAUGGAAAGAAGUUUUGAUCACUUGGAGGUUGGCAUCAACAUAAUUGAUGAUUACAUUAUUUUGGGUGGAAUGGAAUUUCUAAGUACGCAUGCUUCCAAUGUUGCCAAACUUCUUGAUCUGAUUGUUGGAAAUGUCAAUGAUAGCGGAUUACUUUCAACUCUUCCAGUCAUUGAUACUCUAAUACAGUGUUUUCCUAUGGAAGUACCCCCCUUGAUCAGUAGUACUUUACGAAAAUUAAUGGUUGUAUGUCUGAGUGGAGGAGAUGACUACGAACCAUCUAAGACAACUGUUAAAGCAUCUUCAGCUGCCAUCUUUGCAAGAAUUUUGGUUAUGAAUACAAAUUUUCUAGCUCAGUUGGCUGCAGAGUCGUCACUUUUACAACUUCUUCAAAAUUCAGGUGUCUCAAUUGGAGAAAAUGUACUUCUUGGUCUUAUUGAUGUAUGGCUUGAUAAGGUUGAUAAUGUCUCUUCUGUUCAGAGGAAGGCAUAUGGUUUAGCCUUGUCUAUCAUUCUGAAAUUAAGAUUGCCUCAAAUCCUUGAGAAACUUGAUCAGAUCCUGAGUGUGUGUACGAGUGUAAUCUUAGGUAGCAAUGAUGACAUAUCAGAAGAGGAAUCCAGUGGUGAUAAUACGAUUUCCAGCAGGGCUCAUGGUGCAGAUACUAUUCCAAGUAGAGAAUUGCGAAGAAGACAGAUAAAGUUUUCAGAUCCUAUCAACCAAUUAUCACUUGAGGCCUCAGUGAGAGAAAAUUUACAAACAUGUGCAGCCCUCUAUGGGGAAUCUUUUAAUGCGGCCAUUAGUAGCAUGCAUCCUGCAGCAUUUGCACAACUAAAACAGGCGUUGAAGAUGCCAUAGCCGGGCGAUACUCCCACUGUUUCAAAAUCUGGGAUAUUGGGCAACGUUGAAGUUUGAGGCUUUCUGGAUGGGUGGUUUCUACAUUCUUUUCUUCUUUGUUCUUGUAAUUGUUUCAGCUGGGUUUUGCUUCCUGUUUAUAUCUUCAAUCUCAUUUGUAUAUGCCAUUUGGACAACAGGAAAAUUUGUAAAUAGGUUGCCAAUCUUUUUGUCGGUAUAUACAAGGCGCACAAAUGAUUGCGGCAUGGACAUCAAACCAAAAUUUUACAAGAAUGAGAAUCGGAAAAGCUAGCGAGGCGGUUCACCUAUUUGCUUUUUGAGUUUUAUAUAGUUUGUUUUUUGUUCAGUUUCAGCUGUGGGAAGGUUUUGUAAUCGUAAAAGCUUGGGCUGGGAGUAAUUGGUUUGAGAGUUCAAGUUGAAAUUUCACUCUUUUGAUUCAAGGAGAUGGAAGUGAAUCUUUGUAAUUUUGUGAUUCUGGAUCUUAAAAUCCAAACGGUUUGGAUUA
Molecule: messenger RNA, 3783 nt
Organism: Morus notabilis
Lineage: Eukaryota; Viridiplantae; Streptophyta; Magnoliopsida; Rosales; Moraceae
Product: importin-11
Exons: 25
Coding region: 246-3281 (1011 amino acids)
Biological process (GO): protein import into nucleus
Cellular component (GO): nuclear envelope; cytosol
Molecular function (GO): small GTPase binding
Source: RefSeq, a predicted model, not a curated record